AGGAAGCCCACCGAAUUUGAAGCGCAAGCUAACUGUCAGUUCCGUCCAUUUAUCACAAUAUACCACACAAUAUGAAGAAGAUAUGUGUUUUUAUACCCGUUUUAAUGCUACUAUGCUGGCAAAGUGCUGAGGGAAACAGAGGAUAUUCAUACGCAGAUUGCACCUAUGUAAAAGGAGACAGUGCCCACACAUAUUCUGGGAGCCGAUGCUUCUGUUACAGCUCUGUAAUCAAAUGGAAAGACAUGUGGUCCACCUUCAAGGUGAACGUGACGAGUUAUGAGGAUGUCUUCAUCAUGUCCCCGAUGGAGAACACUAAUUGCCACCAUCCAGAUGAUCUUCUCACAGUUACUAAAUGCUUUGUUGAACAUUACUGGCCAUCCACUAUCCUAAGAGAGAAGGCUUUGGACAUUCCUCUGGUUGAUGAAAAUGUCUGCUUCAUGACCAAAUCACUUAGAAGCAGCACUGAAUACACACUACAUGUCUCAAACAAAAGGUUAAAUAGAAUGUGCUUCUUGCUCUUUUUCUUUGGGCUGGCACUUUUUUUGGGAGCAGGAAACAUAUGCAGGAGCUCACUGUUUUUCUACAUCACUGGAGUAACAUUGGGGGUCAUCGCCACAUUUGUCUUUCUAAUACUUGUCCUAAGAAACUUCAUACCAAAGCGAGGGCUGUUCCUAGUGUUGUUGGGCUCUGGCUCCAAUUUAUCCUACAUUGGGAUUCAGAGGGUGUUAAAUGAAUGGGACAACAUCGUGACUGAGCACUGGAUAGAAUUGCUUGUUUAUGUGCUGAUAUCGGGCUCAUUUAGCUUCAUAGUAUGCUACAAGCAUGGCCCCAUCACCAACAACCACACCCUGAACUUGAUGACCUGGUGCAUGCAAGCAGUAGGCAUGGUGUUGCUUUACUAUGGGAUUACAUUAACCCCUGCCUACUAUAUACUGCUCGCUUGCCUGUUAUGCUGGAAGAUCAUGCCCUUGGUCCUGAGCCUUUUAAAGGUGAUAUGCAGUCUUGCCUACUCUAUACUGGGACUGUUCCAGUGGAAGAAAUGCCCAAAGACUAGACUGCUGACCGAAGAGGAAUACAGGGAGCAGGGAGAGAUCCACACUAAAGCCUCACUGGAUGAACUGAGGGAGCACUGCAGUAAGCCUGGCUUUCCUGCAUGGGAGACAGUGUUGAGGAUCAGAGCACCGCAAAAAUUUGCCAAAUUUCUGCACAGUGGCUCCCAUAUCACACAAAAGGAGCUUCAGAGUCAUGAGAAUCAGUAUGGGCCUGGUGGGACUUACUAUGAGAACAUGCUGUUUAACAACAGCUCCAGUGGAGGACUGUCUGAGAGAGAAGAGGACGACGACAGUGAGGACGAGCUACACAGAACCAGUCCUCCAACCCCAAACAACCUUCCCAGUCCCCCUGAAUACAUUGCCCCUGUCUGCCCCUACCCCACAGCCACCUACACUGCUCAGCCAGAACCCAUGGAUCCAGAAGACCAGGAUUUCUUUUGAAUCUGACUCAAGGAUGAGUGAUUUUAUGGUUUUUAAAAAAACUCUUUGAAUGGAACAAUGUCAUUAGGAAAGCAUGACUCUUAGGAACAUUGUAGAUCCAUAAGAAUGAUAAAAAUGGUCUCUCGCUCUCUUGUUAACUUAAAUUAUCUCUUUGAAACAAUGUGGGCUGUUUUGUGAAAGUGGACCUGAAUUUGUAGUUCACCCAAACAUGAAAAUUCUGUUAUUGUUUACUCACCUCAUGUAAACCCGUUCCAAACCCGUAUGUCUUUCUUCUGUGAAACACAAGGUAGAUGUUAGACAGUAUGUUACCUUUCACCUUUCAUCUUCUUUACAUGCAAUGAAAGUGAAUGGUGACUGAGGCUAACAUUCUGCCUUACAUCUCCUUUUGUGUCCCAUGGAAGUAAGUUAUGGGAUUGGAACAACAUGAGGGUGAGUAAAUGAUGACAACAUUUUCAUUUAUAAACUAUCCCUUUAAGUGAUGUUGGGUACACCACUGAUCUGUACAUACUGAAUGUAAAUAGUGUUUCUGAAUAGAUUGUGGUGUGCUGCUCUUAGGUAUUCAAAAUAUUCAGGACUGAUAUUUUUUUUCUCAAGCAUCUUAUACAAUGACUUAGUUUGUAAUUUAAGGAAAUACUGGCCUCUAGUGUCAGUUAAAGGAAUAGUUCACCCACAAAUAACAAUUCUGUCAUCAUUUACUCAGUUUAAUCGUGGUCGAAACCCUUAUGACUUUCUCUUCUCUAUGGGACACAAAAAAGAAAAGGUUUUUGUUGCUGCAUGUUUCUGCUAAGAUUAAGUUCAUGACAGAAUUUUCAUUUUUGGGUGAACUAGACAGGCAAAAAAUUUCACUAUAGUGAAUGGUCAGUAUCAACACAGGUUUAUUAUGUCUAAACUUUUUUUAUUAUUUUUAUUGGAUUUUUAUCUGAAGAGAGAAUGUAUGUUUUAUGAAUGUUCAUUUAAAAUUCUGUUUUCAUAGCUUUUUAUAUUCUCCUAUUUAAUAAAUAAAAAAAAGACAAAUGAC
Molecule: messenger RNA, 2511 nt
Organism: Myxocyprinus asiaticus (Chinese sucker)
Lineage: Eukaryota; Metazoa; Chordata; Actinopteri; Cypriniformes; Catostomidae
Product: nuclear envelope integral membrane protein 2-like
Exons: 9
Coding region: 72-1493 (473 amino acids)
Cellular component (GO): nuclear envelope
Source: RefSeq, a predicted model, not a curated record